Myzus persicae (green peach aphid) is the source of this 2719-nucleotide messenger RNA. Its product is annotated as neuronal calcium sensor 2. The transcript has 5 exons. The record is from RefSeq and is a predicted model, not a curated record. Bases 752 to 1312 code for a protein of 186 amino acids. Gene Ontology annotation, molecular function: calcium ion binding. NCBI's taxonomy places the organism in Eukaryota, Metazoa, Arthropoda, Insecta, Hemiptera, Aphididae.
CGCCGCCACCACCGCCGCCGCCGCUCGUUCACCCAAUGUUGUGUUUAUAGUAGUCGGCGCGCGUACCGUAGUGUGUCGUUCGACGCUGUGUUUUAACGUCCGCCACCGUUCCACCGACGAGUGUCGCAUUCGCGGCGCGAUUUAAUAAUUAUAUAUAUACCAUUAUAAUAUAUGCCAGAUUGUUUUUGAUUUCUUUUUUCGGUCUAAUCAAAAACGACGAAGAGUCGACUUUUUACGGUCCUAUACGUAUUUUUUUUUUGUUAAUUUUUUUUUUGCCGGGAAAAGUACACCAUCGCAUCCGUCCGACUCGAGUGCCGCUCGAGGAAUAAUAAAAGCCUGCAGACUUAUUACACGUAAGACGCAUACUACGCCGAGCGCGUCUUAGCCGUCGUCGUAUCUUUCGCGUGUCACCCACACGCGGUAAUAUCGACCGGCUGCGGUGAUGUGCACGUUGUCGUUACCGCCGUCGCCGUCGCUCGAUCAGUCCCCGACCCCGACAACGGCAACGACCGCCGUCGACGCGACAACCGCAGCGCGAUCAUUAUAAGACUGCGGCGGUGUAACGCAGACGCGUCGUAUUAUUGUUGUACACGUCGCAUCGAGAGCCCUCCGAUCCAGACGCCAGCCGCCGCGGUAUACAUAUAGACGGACGGACAGCAGGAGGACUGCUGCAGGUUGUCGCACAUAUAGCGGAAGCAAACGCGGGAUCGUCGCCGCCACCGCCGUCGCAGACCGACGACCGUUCGCAGACAUGGGUUGUUUCGGUAGCAAAGACAAGUUGUCCAAAGAGGACAUGGACUUCUUAAAAUCCCACACGAGAUACGACGAAGCGACCAUUAAAGAGUGGUACAAAGGUUUCAAACAAGACUGUCCAAACGGCCGUUUAACACCAGCAAAAUUUGUGGACAUGUACAAAAUGUUCUUUCCAAGCGGUAAUGCCGAAGAAUUCUGCGAUCACGUAUUUCGGACUUUUGAUAUGGACAAAAAUGGUUACAUAGACUUUAAAGAGUUUCUAUUAGCCAUAGACGUCACGUCGUCCGGCACACCGGAGGAAAAACUAAAAUGGGCAUUCAGAAUGUAUGACGUGGACGGCAACGGAGUCAUCGAUAUUCAAGAGAUGACGAAAAUCGUUCAGGCCAUCUACGAUAUGUUGGGUGCGUGUUCAUCUAACCGUCCAGCUGACUCGGCAGAAGAUCGGGCUAAAAAUAUAUUCGCCAAAAUGGAUGAGAAUAACGACGGACAGCUGACCCAGGACGAAUUCCUUAAAGGCUGUCUACAGGACGAAGAACUAUCCAAGAUGCUAGCGCCAUAACCACUGCCCCGGCUGGCGUGAAAGCCCAAUAUAAUAUUAUAUUUCGCCGCAUUUUUUUGUAUAUCUUUUUCUCUCGCCCCGUAGGGUACGCCUUUGUCGGUGCCAAAAAAAAAAAAAAAAAAAAACAAGUCAACCCGUUUUUUCUAAAAAAAAAUUGAAUCCAAAAAAAAAAACAAAAAAUUUAAAAAAAAAAACCAAUUGUUUUCUUAUGGUUAUAUUUUCUCUAAUAGGGUAAUUUAUCUACGGUAUUACAUAUGAUUUUAAUGCGCAGGUUGCCAGGUGGUACGCGUUUUACAUCUCGAGGGGUGUCCGCCCCAUUUCUUCUUGGGUCGAUUUGCGUAGUAUGGCGUAGUAUAAACACAUCGGCAAACCUCCGAGGCCUUUUUCCGAGUAACGAUUUCCCGAAUCUCAAGUUAGCUUCCACUUCACCUGGUGACUUAUUUGUGUAAAUAAUUUUCUGCACAUUCCCAUUUAUAUUAUUGUUUGUUUCUUUUUUAUUAUUAUUAUUAUAAUUACGACGGAGACUCAAUUGAACUCUGUUAACCUGCGAUGUUUUCAUCUGAAACAGGUUUCAAUCAGUGCAAAGUAAAGCUCAAAAAUGAAAAAAAAAUAUUACAAAACUCGAUUACGUUCACCGGAAUUGAAAACUCCGUAAAAAAAAAAAAAAACAAAAACCAUUUUCGGGGUCUCAUUUUUAUAGUUUUACUUCAAUAAUAAUGCUAUUAAGGUAAUUGGCUGUAAGAAAACAUACAAAAAAAAUAUAUAUAAUAAAAAGGAAAAACCUUGGCUUAUAAUGGGGUUUCCAAACAACGUCGGGUUCAAAAAUCGUGUCAUCGAGCGAACCAUUCGUGUAUUAAAACUGUCGGGAACUUUAUGUUCAGAAAUCAAAAAUCCUGCACAAAUAUAAUAAUCAUGCGACGAAAUCGUAUUUUAUUAUUAUUGAUUACCUUUGGCUAGUUCAUUAAGCCGCUUGUAAUUUUAAGAUACAUUCUCUUGGACCAAUAUAUUUAUAUUAUCUAAUCACAUUAAUUUAUAACUUAAUUUCUUAUCUAUUUUUUUCGUCGAUGGUGCACAUUAUAUUGUUGGAUUCCAUUAGCAAUAAAUCGCAACCAAAGUGUCUGUUACCAAAUUAUGAUAUACGUUUACUUUUUAUAUUUAUAAUUAUUAUUUGAUUAAACAUAUUAUUAUUAUUAUUAUUAUUAUUAUUGUUAUCAUUUCUAUACCUGUUACUUCAUUUAAAUCAUGCAUAUAAUAUUAUGUGAUGUGUAUGUUAUUAUAGUGUACGGCCAAAUAUUAAACCAUAAAUUUUCAUGUUAUAUUCAAUUUAAUUACUUUUAAAAUACGCGAUUAUAAGUGUGAAACGCUUUGUUUUUUUUUUUUACGAAAAAGGAUACUUAAUGUUUACGG